Messenger RNA from Malania oleifera, 1548 nucleotides. RefSeq names its product protein SRC2 homolog. The coding region runs from base 469 to 1320 and encodes 283 amino acids. Lineage: Eukaryota; Viridiplantae; Streptophyta; Magnoliopsida; Santalales; Ximeniaceae. The transcript has a single exon. The record is from RefSeq and is a predicted model, not a curated record. Gene Ontology annotation, biological process: defense response.
AUUCGAUACUUAUUAUACAAAAAUUCCGAACUCUAAUACAGUGGGAUUACUGCACUAGUUUAGAGCAUUUUUUAGCCAACUUAUUAUUAUCUACAACGGUCGAGACCAAUUUCAGUAAUCCAUUUCCAAGGGCUAAGCCUAAUUUUCGGGUGACCUCCCAUUCUUCCAAAUUCAAAAAGUACCUUAAACUCCCUGCUUUCCCAAUACGAAGUGAGGGCAAUUUAGUAAAUUCAUGACUACAAAUCUUCCCGUUACCAAGUCUGUAACGCUAGCCCCGCAGCCGUCCAAAGUAAAGCGAGUGAAAUCCCUUUUUUGUAACAUUAGGGCGAAAGAGAGGGCAGUCUUGGAAUAGCACAAACGCAACCACCUUAUAAAUACCAAAGUAGACUACUUAACCACCCAGCACGUCCCAAAGACGCUUUCCUUCGUAUUCGUUCCUUAUUUUCCAAGUUUGCCCUCAUCUUUUCCAUGGCCGGCCGUUACGAAGCGGAGAUCACCGUCAGCUCCGGCAAGGACCUGAAGAACGUGAAUUGGCGUCACGGCGACCUGAAGCCGUACGCCGUCUUGUGGAUUAACUCUCAGGACAAGUGCUCCACCAAAGUCGCCGAUGACGGCGACACCUAUCCCCGGUGGGACCACAAACUCGUCAUCCCCCUCCUCACCCCGAUCGAUGACUCCACCCUCUAUGUCGACGUCGUCCAUGCCGGCGCCGCCGAAGGCACCAAGCCACUUAUCGGCUCCGGCAAGCUCCACCUCGUAGAGAUCGUUGACGAGGGCGGCAUCGGCGUUCCGGUCAAGCGAUCCAUCAAGCUGAAACGCCCCUCCGGCCGGCCGCAGGGGAAGAUCGAGAUCGAGGUUAACGUGCGGCAGCCCUACCGUGCGCCGGAUCCGUACUACGCAUCCCCCUACGGCGUCCCUCAGCCGGCGACUUCCCGGGACUUCUCCGCCCCCUACGGCGGACAGUCUUACGGCACCGCUCCUCCCCCGGCACCGUACGGCGCCUCUCCCUACGCGGCUCCGCCGGCCGGAUACCCUUACGGAGCUCCGCCUCCGGGACCGUACGGGCAGCCGGCGUACGGGCAGGCACCGCCCGCGUACGGACAGGCACCACCGAUGUACGGGCAGGAUGCGACGGGGACGAAGAGCGGGAAAAAGCACGGGAUGGGGAUGGGCACGGGAAUUGCGGUGGGGGCGGCGGCGGGGCUGUUGGGGGGACUGGCGUUAGCGGAGGGGGCGGAUUACGUGGAGAACAAGAUCGCAGACAAUGCGGCGGAGAAGGUUGAGGAUGAUCUGGGGUAUGAUUAUGACGAUGAUUUCUGAGUAAUCGCAGGUGGGUCGAUGAUCAUUUCCCUUUUUCUCUUCUUCAUCUUCUUCAAGUGCUUUGGGGGGGUUUUAAAAUUCAGCAGCCCGUUGUUUUUAGGGUGUUUUACUUUCCUUGUUGGUGAUGUUGUUGUCUGGUUGGUUGGUUUGAUAAGCGGUUGUAAUAUGUAUGUGAACUCACAGAGUCUUAAAUUACAGAAGAGAAACACAUAGAUCAGCCUUUGCGCA